Molecule: messenger RNA, 1917 nt
Organism: Tarenaya hassleriana
Lineage: Eukaryota; Viridiplantae; Streptophyta; Magnoliopsida; Brassicales; Cleomaceae
Product: pentatricopeptide repeat-containing protein At4g39620, chloroplastic
Exons: 2
Coding region: 70-1572 (500 amino acids)
Molecular function (GO): mRNA binding; protein binding
Source: RefSeq, a predicted model, not a curated record
CCUUAUCUAUACCCGUUAGAACUCAGAACCCCUACCUCGUUCCCUUUUCAUCUGCAACCCACCAAAAUAAUGGCAGUGAAAUGGUCAUCAUAUUCGUCUCUGCGUUUCUCCGAUUUCGUGUCCUCUUGCGCACAUAAUUCCUCUCAAAAUUACAAUUCUGACCACAUAUGGCUUCGUCUUCCAUCGAAAUCCCGCGCGAGGAGAUUGACGAUGCGGAUUAUCUGUGCGGCGACACCAUCAAAGAGGAAACUGGCGGAGAAAGAGAUUUCGGAGAGAGAUAACAGAGUCCUGGUCCGGAGCCUGAUGGGGAGGUUUAGCGACAAAGAGCCACUGGUCAAGACGCUUGAUAAGUACGUCAAGGUCGUAAGGUGCGAACACUGCUUUAUGCUUUUCGAAGAGCUUGGCAAGAGCGACAAGUGGCUGCAAUGCCUCGAGGUGUUCAGGUGGAUGCAGAAGCAGCGUUGGUACAUUGCGGAUAAUGGCGUGUAUUCGAAGUUGAUAUCAGUCAUGGGAAAGAAGGGUCAAACUCGGAUGGCGAUGUGGCUCUUUUCCGAGAUGAGAAACAGUGGAUGCCGUCCUGAUGCAUCUGUUUACAAUGCCCUUAUAACAGCACAUCUCCACACUCGAGACAAGGCGAAAGCUCUGGAGAAAGCUCUCGGGUACUUCAACAAAAUGAAGACGAUGGAACGGUGUCAGCCCAACAUUGUGACGUAUAAUAUCCUCUUGAGGGCCUUUGCUCAGGCGGGAAGAGUAGACCAAGUGAAUUCUUUGCUCCAAGAUUUGGAUAGUAGCAUAGUUUCUCCUGACAUCUACACCUUUAAUGGGGUGAUGGAUGCAUACGGAAAGAAUGGGAUGAUCAAGGAAAUGGAGUCUAUUCUUGCUCUUAUGAAGAGUAACCAAUGCAAGCCAGAUAUCAUCACAUUCAAUUUGCUGAUCGAUUCGUAUGGGAAGAAGCAAGAGUUCGAAAAGAUGGAGCAAGUGUUCAGGAGUUUGCUUCGGUCCAAGGAGAGGCCAACUCUGCCUACAUUCAAUUCGAUGAUUAUAAAUUAUGGGAAAGCUCGUCUGAGAGAAAAGGCGGAGUUGGUAUUCAAAAAGAUGAACGAUAUGAAAUACAGAGCAAGCUUUAUUACAUAUGAAUGUCUCAUAACCAUGUACGGUUACUGUGACUGCGUUUCCAAAGCUAGGGAGAUAUUUGAUGAGAUUGUCCAAUCAGAAAAGGAGUUGAAGGUGUCCACACUCAAUGCGAUGCUUGAAGUUUAUUGUCUGAAUGGUCUUCACCAUGAAGCACAUGAGCUUUUCCAGAAUGCUCGUGCUUCUCGAGUUUGUCCAGAUGCUUCAACAUAUAAGCUUCUGUACAAAGCAUACACUAAAGCAAACAUGAAGGAGCUUGUGCAGACGCUGAUGAAGCAAAUGGAGAAAGACGGGGUUGUACCUAAUAAGAGAUUCUUCCUGGAAGCACUCGAGGCUUUUGGGUCUACGCUCCCUGGUUCAGAUUCGCAAAGCAAGAACAUGACUGAUUCAACCGGGCAAAAAGACAAUGCAGAAGAGUUUAUCAUAAGCGAUCGAAUGUAAUGACAGUCUUUCCUUUGCUGUCUGUUUCAAGACAUGCUUCGGUCCAAUCCUUCACUGGCUGCAAAUCUGGUUAUAAAGUAUAAACCCACCAGCGAGUUGUUCACGCAUUCUCAUGAGCCAUGGUUAGUAGCCUUUUCUUCUACCUCUUAAAGGCACUGGACAAAUGUCUCCAUGUUUCAGCUCGUUUCAGCGGGGGCUGCUUUGUUUACUGUAGUUGAUUUUCUCGUGGGAUUCCUUUUGGAGUCUGGUAAGAGGAUGGAUGAAGAGAGUUGUAUUCUUUUUGUAAAUGUUGAAACUCUUAUUUGCCACCGAGCUUGAUGGCGUUUGGUUCCGUGCGUUGAUACC